Molecule: messenger RNA, 2028 nt
Organism: Neocloeon triangulifer
Lineage: Eukaryota; Metazoa; Arthropoda; Insecta; Ephemeroptera; Baetidae
Product: SET and MYND domain-containing protein 4-like
Exons: 5
Coding region: 113-1807 (564 amino acids)
Molecular function (GO): protein binding
Source: RefSeq, a predicted model, not a curated record
AUGUGGGGAUUGCGGUGGGCUCGUCACGUAGGGGGCAACCUGUCACUCAGUGUUGCUCUUUAAUUGCUUGCGAAUAGAUAGGCUGCCCGGUCAAGCCCCCUGCAGCACCCCAAUGAGCUCCACCGCAGACCAAAUUAAACGCUGGAAGCGCCAGGGCAACGUUUCUUACUCGGAAGGAGACUACCCUGAGGCUGUAGCCGCCUACACCCGGUGUCUUACCCUGACCGGUCCUGAAGACCCUGAAUGGAGUCUCGUCCUGGCCAGUCGAAGUGCAGUUCUCUCGGCCAUUGGAUACUUUGAGCAAAGUGCGGCCGACGCGGAAAGGGCGCUUAAUGGGCCGUACCCUGAUGCACUCAGGUUCAGGUUGCACCUCCGGAGAGCUCUGUGUUAUAAAGAGAUUGGGCAGACUUCAAAGGCGGAGGCAGAGUUGCAAAAGACUAUGGAGGCCAUUGAAAGGUUUAUUCCGUUUAUACCUGAAGAUCAAAAGGAAGAACUGCGGGUCAACGCAGAGAAAAGCUUCUACAGCCCCGUCAAUCUUAAAUUUCCGUGUGUUUUAAUUGAAUAUUUAGCGCCACCUAAGAUUUAUUCUGGCGAAAGAGAGAUAUUUUCUGGAUUUUCACCUGCCGUCACUGCGGAAACAGACGAAUAUUUUGGACGAAAAGUCAUCGCCGUGAAAGAUAUCGAGCCAGGUGAGGUAAUUUUAGUCGAAGAGCCUGAAAUUAGCAACUUUAAAAAUGACUCGGAGUGGACGCACUGUGGUCAUUGUUUCAAAUUGAGCUUCAGCCUAAUGCCCUGCGAAAAAUGCAAAAAGGUAUUUUUCUGCAGUGAUGACUGCAAGACUGCAGCCCUUUCAGCCAUCCAUGGCAGGGCUUGCUCGGCUCUGAGUCGUUUUGACACCAACCUGCAGGCCACCCUGAACCUUUCUGAAACAAUUUUUCUCACUUUUUCCCGGGUAAUCGACUUCGUCUCAACAUUUGGAAUAGAAAAACUAGGCAAUUUUGAUUCAGAAACGGACAAAUCAGCCUUGGGCAGCUUGUUGAAUUUGUGCUAUCACCGAGUGGAGCAGGAGGAGAGCCUAAAAUCUGUCUGCGCCUCCAUCAUCCGCCACUGCUUUCAGGUGGAGGACGAGGAAUUGGUCGCAAAACUGGCUGAACUCAGUUACAGAAUCCUGCUGAUCAACAAAGCAAACAGUUACAGCAUCGAAGAGCCCGUUUUCCACGCCAAGAGCGGUGAGUUUGAAAUGCGAAAUAUUGCCUAUGGAACUUAUACAAUGGCGUCGCUGAUGAACCAUUCGUGCGACCCAAAUGUCGUCCCCACGUUCCAUCGCAAGACCAUGGUUGUCAGGGCGUUGAGGCCAAUUUUAGAAGGAGAACAAAUUUUCAAUAGAUACUGCAAUUCGUUCUACAACAUGCCGAAAGAUGUGCGCCAGAGUCGAUUGAGCGCGUACAGCUUCGAGUGUGCUUGCGAGGCGUGUUCGAAAGACUGGCCGCCUGCCAAACUUUUGCCCCACGAGCCCAAGUUCCCUUUGGGCGCAAAAACGCGACCGCUUUUGGAUAAAUUCCAGACGAUCCUUAGCCAGAGUCGCUCGGCCGACGGGCCCGGCGUGAACUUUGAACUGCUCGCAGAAGAUGACACUUUUAAAAUUUGCACGGAUUUGCAAAAUUUGUAUUUUGAGCCGCAGUGGCAGUCGCGCCUGGACAAGAUGUAUCGCGCCGUGGAACUGCUUGUUUAUUACCACUUUUGCACCAAAAGCAGAGAUUUUCUGGUGCUUUCACCAAACGAAAAUUAUUUUUUGUUAAAUCUUUGAAAUUGGUUUCGUGAAUUUUUCUCAACUUAGCCACACUGAUUUUUAAUGCCGGGAAGAGAUCGAGGAGAAAAAAAAAAUUAGAUUAAAAUUAUUGUUUACAAAUUUUCGUUUUCAAUUGAUUGGAAUUCAAAAUUUUAAGACGUGUUGAUUUUGAAGUAAAAUUAUAAAAUGCAUUGUUUCUGAAAUUAUUGGAAGUAUUAUUAAAAUUUUAAUUAACUCAA